Auanema sp. JU1783 is the source of this 462-nucleotide messenger RNA. NCBI's taxonomy places the organism in Eukaryota, Metazoa, Nematoda, Chromadorea, Rhabditida, Rhabditidae. The record is from the annotation of a GenBank genome assembly.
AUGGGAUUAUUUCGAAGAGCUUUCAUGUCCGCCAUUGGAGUUCCAGAUCACGAAAAGAUUGCCGAAGAGCAACGAAAGGGAACUUAUACUUGGAAGAAAGAGCAUUUAACUAAAGACCAACUGAGCAGAACCAGUGACAAUGCUGAUCGCUACAGUGGAAUUCCUGCCAUCCCUACUGAUAUCGCCUAUCAGAGUGGCAAAGAAAUUUCUGGAAAAAAGCAAUCAGGAGUUACAAGCAACAUCACAGGUAAUCCCUUCGUUAUAGUUGGAAUGGGAUUAACCACAGCUGCUUUGUUAGGAAUGUUCAAAUCUUCCUUCUUGGGGGACAAGCUAGGAGCACAGAAGUACAUGCAGUAUCGUAUUAUGGCUCAGUUCUUCACUGUUACAGCUUUAGUUGCUGGAGUAACCAUCUUCGGUUCUACUUAUGAGGAAGAGACGGUGAAGAAAUCCGUCCCUCAAUAG